This is a messenger RNA of Penicillium riverlandense, 831 nucleotides long. RefSeq names its product TIP41 family protein. Gene Ontology annotation, cellular component: cytosol. Lineage: Eukaryota; Fungi; Ascomycota; Eurotiomycetes; Eurotiales; Aspergillaceae. The coding region runs from base 1 to 831 and encodes 276 amino acids. The transcript has 3 exons. The record is from RefSeq and is a predicted model, not a curated record. Gene Ontology annotation, biological process: TOR signaling.
AUGGCCUCCCAUCCCCCUCAACCCGCUGCCCCCGGGCACGCGGCCGUGUCGCCAGAUGCGAAACAUCCCACCUCCGUCUCCAUCCGGGGCUUCCGCAUCUCGACACAGAAGCUACCCAUUCUCAAGGCAGAGCCGAUUGAGGAGAUGACCAAGAAGCUGGGCAUUGCGCCACCCGAGAUGAUCUUUGGAGACAAUUUUGUGGCCAUUGAGCGGGAAAAGGGCGAUUGGGGGAUUCAAUUCAACGCAUUUGACGCGCUAGACCGGGUGGACAAGACGGGACAGUCCAUGCUCCAGGUGGCCUAUUCGAGAGAAUGGCAGAAAAGCAGAGAGAAGACCCACGAGGGCAUUAAAGAAGUGGUGAAGCCGUUCGACUGGUCCUACAGCACCGACUAUAAAGGCACCCUCCACCCCAAUGCCCGCCCAUUCGAAGAAACCACCAAACCGAUCCCCAUUGAACUCCUCAAACGGCCUGAUCCAAUCCUAUUCUUUGACGAAGUUGUUCUUUACGAAGACGAGCUCGCCGACAAUGGGAUUGCGAUGCUCUCAUGCAAGAUCCGCGUGAUGCCGGGUCGGCUACUUCUGCUGUCCCGGUUCUUCAUGCGCCUUGAUAACGUCCUGGUUCGAAUUCGAGACACAAGGGUCUAUGUGGACUUUGAGAGUGGCGAGGUGAUCCGGGAAUACCAGGCCAAGGAGGGCGAAUAUGAGAAAAUUCGACAGACUCUGGCAGCGACCAGGGAGGAUGUGCCGGCGUUUAUGCGAGACCCCAACCGGUUGUCCGAGGUGUUGCCUCUCGUGGACAAACGCUCGGAGAGGGUUCCUCUCGAUGGCUGA